Molecule: messenger RNA, 1411 nt
Organism: Xenopus laevis (African clawed frog)
Lineage: Eukaryota; Metazoa; Chordata; Amphibia; Anura; Pipidae
Gene: pclaf.S
Product: PCNA clamp associated factor S homeolog
Biological process (GO): DNA damage response; translesion synthesis; regulation of cell cycle
Cellular component (GO): perinuclear region of cytoplasm; nucleus
Molecular function (GO): chromatin binding
Source: RefSeq, marked provisional
AAUUCGUUGAAAAGCUCAUGGUGGGCGGGAAGUGAAUAGACUGCCAAUAGGAAGACGCUCGAGAGGCGGCAGCGAAACUUCACCAAGGCGCGCGCUUUAAAACUCGCCGAUAGCGCUGGAGGGAAUUCAGUGUAACGCACAAGUGUUUGUAUGUAGAGAAGAUGGUGCGGACUAAGGCAGACUGCGCGGGCUCUUCAUCGGGGAGCUACAGGAAGGCUGUUGCUGCCAGAGCACCAAGGAAAACAUUUGGGAGUAGUUCCAGUGGUUCCAAUCAUGAUACUUCGCCAACUGGUAAAAAAUCUGAAUGUAAAUAUGCAGGUGGAAAUCCUGUAUGUGUCAGACCAAUUCCUACCUGGCAGAAAGGUAUAGGAGACUUCUUUGGAUCACCAUCCACAAGUCAGCCUGAGAAGGAAAAUAGAAUUCCAUCUGAUGAUGAGGAAGCUGGUGGCAGUGGUGCAGGAAAAAAACCCAGAAAGUCCCGUCCUUUGCCACCAGAUCCGUCUGAAGAAGCGGCCGAUUCGGGUGAUGAGUGAGACUAUAAUCUGGACUUUGCUUUGUAUAUUUGUAAAUAAAACAUAUAGUCUAGGUUUUGUAAAUAAUUUGAGCUGUAUCCAGACUAACCUUGAGGGUUUUUUUUUUUAAUAAAAAAUAAAGCCUGGACUAGAGCAUUCAUGCUGCUUUUUUUUUUUUCUUUUUUUUUUAAAUUUUCUUUGCUCAUGUCUCUUCACUAUUUCUCAACAUUCAGAUGGGUUGACUAUAAUUUGACUGAGAGAGUAAAGAUGUUGGGCUUUUUUUAUUUAUUUUUUAAAUAUCUGGAAGAAUCCGGUAUAAAGUUGAAACAAUUUUCUGUACUACUCCUCUCCAUCAGUCUCUUUCUUCGUUCUAACUUCAUGCAAGGAUUCUUGCUGACAGGUCUAAAGGGGCUCCCUUUCCUAGCUGACUUAAUAGAGCUCAUUCAAAUAACUGAAAACAAAAUAAAAGACUUUAAACAUCUUGCAUUUAGACAAGUUUUGUGUUAAAGAAUGAGCGCUAAUAAUUUUAUUUUUGGAAAGAAGAGCCCAUAGUGGCUAGAAAGUCCGAACCAGCUAGUGCUUUAAAAAAAAAAAAUUGAACAAGGUUUGUAGACCAUACUCCAGAUGAAACCUACAAAAGAUUUCAAGUAACGUUUAUAGAGUGUAAGGCAAAAGCGAAAAGUGAAUAAUCAUACUGUGCUAUGAGAUGCAGGAUGUGGGCAUGGCAAAUCACAAACUUUUGCAUAGUGAAACUGCAAUGUGAUUAAUGUAAAAUGCAUUUGACGCCUACAAUGUAAGUUGUGUGAGGCCGUAAUAUUUGUUGUGACUUUAAGCCACAUUCAACUACUUUCAAUACUUAUGCAGCGAAGCUUGUAGACCACUUAUCUAAAAAAAAAAAA